Messenger RNA from Closterium sp. NIES-67, 1689 nucleotides. The record is from the annotation of a GenBank genome assembly. Lineage: Eukaryota; Viridiplantae; Streptophyta; Zygnematophyceae; Desmidiales; Closteriaceae.
GUGUGGGAAUCGGAGGGUUAGGAGGCCUUGCAGGGUUUGGGGGUUUUGGUGGGUUGAAUAGAGCAGGGCCGGUGGCUGGUGAUUGUGCCUUGAAUGGGAUUGAUGAGGCCCUGGGUGGUGGUGGUGGUGUGGAUUCCAUGGGUGCUGGUAUGGGGCGCAGUGCGAGUUCAAUAGCGGCUGGGCUGGCCCAGAAUCAGCUGCAGCAGAUGCUGCUGCAGCAGGAGCAGGAGCGGCUGCAGCGGCAGCAGCUGCAGCUGCAGUUGCAGCAGGAGCGGCUCAAGUGGCAGCAGCAGCAGGAGCUGCUGCGACUGCAGAAGGAGCAAGAGGAGGAGAGCAGAAAGGGGAGCAAGAGCAGCUGUUUGGAGGGCGGGAGAUGCAUGAGCAGCAGCAACAGACCAACUCACAGCAGCAGCAGGAGCAACAGGAGCAGGAGCAUCAGCAACAGCAGCAGCAGUUGCAGCAGCAGGAGGAGCAGCAGCAACACUUGCGGCAGCAGGAGCAGGAGCAGCAGAAGCAGGAGCGGCAGCAGGAGCAGCCGAUUUUUGCACGAAGGAUGCUGGCCCGGCAAGGUCUCCUAGAGCGGCUCCCUAGCGAUGCGUCAACUGCCGGCAACCUGGCGAGCGUGCGAGGAUUCAGCCUGCUGCACAUGCAAGCUGGUGCUGACGCAGAGGGAGAGGCCUUUGCGGCAGGAGCAGCUGCUGCUGAUUUCCCUCUAGGGGUUGCGGCAGAGCUGGGCGCAUCCACAGGCGUUUCUGUAGGCGUUUCGGGGGGAUUUGCUGACCCAGCUGUCUCUGCCGGUAGCAAUGCGCGGCCAGCCUGGUUGGGAGCAAGGGAGGCAGCAGCAGCAAUUGAACUGGAGCCUCCUGACGACCUCCCCUCCUUCCUUAGGGAUAUCCAAGCAGGGGGGUUAACCAUGCUGGGGGGGGAACAGGGGGGAGGCGCAGCAGGGGGAGGGGGAACAGCAGCAGCAGCUGGGGUGGCAGGGAGGGAGACAGUGGCGCGGCUAGCAUCAAUGGAGGGACGAGAGUUGCAGAACCUGCUUCGGUUUGGCAGCAUGGGGGGGCUGCUAGCCCCGCCACUUACCAGGCUGGGUUCCCUGGCAGCAGGAGGGGGGGCAGCAGCAGUGGAGGGAGCAGCAGCAGCAGUGGAGGCAGCAGCAGCAGCAGUGGCAGGGAGGGAGUCAGUGGCGCGACUAUCGUCAGUGGACGGGCAAGGGCUGCAAAACCUGCUGCGGUUUGGCAGCAUGGGGGGCUGCUGGCCCCGCCGCUUACUAGGUUGGGUUCCCAGGCAGCAGCAGCUGCUGCGGCUGCUGGUGCAGCGGCUGGUGCUCAGAGACGAAGUCCCGAGCGUCCCUCCUUGGACCCAGCAGCAGCAGCCCCAGCAGCAGCAGCCCCAGCAGCAGCAGCAGCAGCAGCAGGAACAACAGCUGCUGCUCUCUCGAAACCUCCUCGCAACCGCUCUCCCCCGCGUCGCCCCUCCAUCUCUCCACCCACCCAUCGCCAUCCCUCCCCUCUGUCUGGUCGCCCCCCCUCCCCGCCCUCUCAUCCCUCCCUCUCCCCUCCCAAGCGCCGCUCCCUCUCUCCCCCCACCCAUCGCCUUGCCCGAGUUGAUUCUCUAGCCUCCAAUUCCCCUCCCCCCCCGCCCCCAUGGGGAAAAGCACAGGCAAGGUAUGGGGAAGGCAUGGGCGAA